UUCUUUUGUUUUUCUCUCAUUAGCAAUCACUACUUCUCUCUAUUUUCUUUUCCAACUGUUUUUGGUUUUUUUAACUAUGAUUUAGUGUUUAGUAUGUUUUCCUAUUUUCUUCAAUUCACUACUGCUAGAAUUUGAUCUGGGUUUUAUCUUUUUUUAAUUUCAAAGAAAUCCAUUUAAAGAAGUUGGAGAAAAGAGUGAAACCUGUGUUUUUCUAGCCAGUUUGAUGCUAAAAGUUGCUUCUUUUAGCAGGAUUUUGUAUGAAAACCCACUUGUUUGGGGUGAUUAAAUUGCACAAACCCAUUUGAUGAGAACAUUAAUUAAGAUCGGACUUCGUGAAACCGUAGUGAUGCUAAAAGUUCCUUCUUUUAGAAUUUUUUUGGGAGAAACCGAUUUAAAGGAGCAAUUCUUUAUUAUUGCAUUCAUUAGUUUAUUUGAUAAAAACCUUUAAAAUAAAGUUAAAGUUGUUAAUGUGAUGCAUUUUCUAGGACUUGUUGGUGGUAUUCUUUGAUCACUGGCCUUUCAUUAUGCAAUUUUUAUCUUUUUCUGCACUUGCUGAGAUCAGGAGUGAUAAAUCUGCUAAGUAUUGUUAUGCUUAUUGUGCAUAUAAUAUGCAUUAAAAGAUUUUUUUUAUCUCAAUCUUAUGUAGAAUUAACCUAUUUGAAUAACUCAAUAAAAAUUUCUUCUUUUAGCAAAAAUUGAAGAUAUCCUGUUUAAAGGGGGACUUGUCUUAUUAUUGUAUCAUGAAUUUAUUUCAAAGAAAUCCAUGUGGUGAAAGCAUAAAUAAAACAAUAUCAAAUGUUGCCCAUUUCAGGGGUUCUUUGUCUGCUUUUGGAUAUAAUUCUGCAAUCAUCUUCUCUUUGCCAUUCCUUAAUAUUUCACCUAUUAGUAUAGUUUGUUCAUGUUCAUACUUUGACAAAGUAAGUUUAUGACGUUUAAGUUCCUGGAUCUAUAAUCACCCUUUUUUCUAGUACUUAAUAUGUUAUCUGUUCUUGUGGAUUGUAAGAAUUACAUUCCUUAUGUUAUUUGUUGCUAUAAUAGAUUAAUAUGGCUGCUGUUUGGUAUCAUAAGAAACAGAAGAUAAGCUCUGUUUCAUCUUUCAUAGCCUAGCUUUACAAACACUUGACGCUAAUUUUUCCCAUGAAAGAAUCAAUUCUUUUACAUGAAGACUCAUUUUAGACUUGCAAGCUUUAGCUUGAAGAAACCCACUUGAGAGAAGCUAAAACCAAAAACCAUACAGAUGGCUAAAUGAUCAAGCAGGACCUUUUGAUUUGAAAUCUACAUGUACAAAUGACUAACAAAGGUAUCAGUUUGGUGUUUCUCAGCGUAAGCUUUGCUGAGAGCUAUCAUUGAGCAAUACACUAUCUAUGAACAGCAAUCCUUUUUUCUUAUUUUCUUUUCUAAUUAUUAAGCUUCUCCAAACUGGUUUCGAAAAUGUCAGGUCUCUGGGCAAAAUUUAUCUCGAGGGAAAGCAAGCAUAGCGUGUGAACUUCUUUCUAGUGUUUUGUACACUCGAAAAUUCUUUCUUUUUUGCUUCCUUUCCACUGUUUGAUUUCCCUCUUGCUCAUCUUUCCAAUGGAGUCAUUCAAUCCAUCCUCUAGCUACAAAUGCAGCUGCACCCCCACUGUGCCCUCCCUUGUUGAUAGUUGUUUUAACUAUCUCAAUAGUGGAGUGCCUCAUCGCAUCAUGUUCUAUAACCAAGGAACUUGGCUUGAUUUCCCCAAUUCAGUGGCAAAGGUUCUCAUCGAUGCAUUCAAGAACGAGAAAUCUAGUAUCAAGUUUUCUAUAGGUGAUGAAGCUCUCCUCUUCGAUUUUCUCUCUAUGUUUGUGAUCAAUUUGAGGACAAGGAAAAAAAGAUCAGUGGCUUGGAUCGAUGAGAACAAUAAAUGCUUCUUUCCUACUAUUUUUGGGCAUGAUGAUGAUGGAUCCAAAGAGUGGGAUUUUGAGAACACAGGUAAUAUGCCUGUAAGAAAUGAGGAUGCAAGAUUGGAUCGUUCUCCUCCUGAAGUGAUUAAGCAUGUUAUUCUGAGUCCAGAGAGACCUGUAAAUAUAGCAGAUGCUUUGAGACUAAAGCUUGAAACACUUCAAAUGGGCACUGAGGGCUAUAUUUCUAUACAAAACCGGUUUCUCUCAGGAAUGGGUCCAUUAGCUCAGCCUGGCAACAUCAAGUUUAUUCAUCGGUAUGUGCCUAAGGAUAGUAAUGGACAAAAGAGGAAAGAAACAUUUGAGAGAGCGAUGAAGCUCAUCGAAGAAGAGCGGGGGGAUGCUAAUGUGCAAUAUGCUUGGUUUGGAGCUAAGAAAUUAGAGAUGGUUCGAGCUCUGAUUCAUGGCUUUGGCAGUUUCGGGAGGACAACUGAAGGAGUUUUUGGAACUGGCUUGUAUUUGAUACCAGAAGGCCGCACUUUUUCAAGUGUGAGUAUAUGUGAUGUUGACGAAAAAGGGAUGCAAUACAUGAUGUUGUGCCGAGUCAUCUUGGGCAAAAUAGAACAAAUUCAUCCGAGAUCUAAGCAAUAUUGCCCUAGUUGCGGGGACUAUGAUUCUGGUGUGGAUAGCCUUUCAAAACCAAAGUGUUAUAUAGUAUGGCCAUCACACAUCAAUGCUUAUAUUAACCCAGAGUACUUUGUGAGCUUUAAGCUGAGCCCAAAUGUUCAAGAGUACUUAUCUGGGCUAAAAGAUAUUCGAUACCAUUUGGAGACAUCACCAGCUGCAGAUUUUUCUACUCCUUGUCCUGUAAUGUCGAUGCCAGUAAAGCCCCCUACAUCCCCAUGGGUGCCAUUUAAAGAGCUGCUUGAACAAAUUCGGGAGCAUGUUUCUCCUUUGGUAAUGGAGUUAUUAGUGCAUCACCAUCAAGAACAUAAGAAUGGGGUAAUUGAUAGAGACGAACUUGUCAAAAAGGUCAAAGUGCUGAUUGGCGACCAGCUGCUUCUUUCAGUACUGAACAGAUUUAAGCUGGAGCCAUCUGUGUGGCAUGAAGCUCACCCUGCAAAGAGAAGGAAACUGAACGAAUCUGCAACUCCUCAUAAUUCUUUGAACAAUGAAAACAACAGCUCUGCUCAGCCUACGCCAGGGUCUAAUGGUAUUAACAGAUAAAAAAUGUUGAACUAGGUUUUCUUCUACGGGGUUACACUGGAAAAUUUCAUCCUUCUAUGUACAGUUGUGAGAUUAUGGAUGCUGCUUAACAUGCUUGGAUGCAGUAGGCUUAUAACUCGUCGACUUCUCAUAGUCAAUGUGAACCUUUUUUUUAAAGUAUUAGAAGUAUUGGAAGGUCGAACAUGCGUUUAUUGUGUUUUUUCUGUGGCGAUUUUGUCUUGUUUUACUAAACUGAUAGUGGCGAAAGCAUGGAACCUUUUUAUGUGGGCUGAUGUACUCUUGGUGGAUGAAUAUAUCAUAUGAAUGAAACCUUUUUCUAGUUUGUGCAA
This is a messenger RNA of Asparagus officinalis (garden asparagus), 3416 nucleotides long. Its product is annotated as probable inactive poly [ADP-ribose] polymerase SRO2. The transcript has 7 exons. The record is from RefSeq and is a predicted model, not a curated record. NCBI's taxonomy places the organism in Eukaryota, Viridiplantae, Streptophyta, Magnoliopsida, Asparagales, Asparagaceae. Gene Ontology annotation, molecular function: NAD+ poly-ADP-ribosyltransferase activity. Bases 1573 to 3087 code for a protein of 504 amino acids.